AUGAAAAUAGUAAUCUUGGUUAUCCUUCUGGUCUGCACUUUAGGUCAACAACCAGAAUUUUUACAACAAGUAGCUUCAAAUAGUUUUGGUCGUCAAAUACUACAGACCAUUCAGCUAGAACUUACAUAAGAAAAUGCUGCCAGAUAAAUUUACACUAUGUUGAACAAGCUUUUCUAUGAUUUAAGAGAUGAAGAUGCACGAUCUAGUAAAGCUAAUGGAGAAAGAUAGGCUUAAUGCGCUGAUCAGUUCUCAUUAAUUAAUUCGAUUCAAGAAAAAGCUGUUGUAGCCAAAGCUGAUUACGAAAGGUAAAUCCCAGGAAAAUAAGAAGAAUUAGCCAAUAAAGUGAAUUAGGUUGAAUAAAAGAAUGCUGAAAUCUAAAGAAAUGAUCAAUUAUAAUUAAACUUUUCUGAACAAAGAAGAAAAGAGCAUCAAUUAUAUGAAUAAAAAAGAGAUGAACUGAUUGGUUUAAUCAAUGGUUUAAAACAAGCAUAACAAAUCAUCAGAUAAUUAUAAACACCACAUCCAGGAGGUGCUUUAGUUCAAUUAAAAGACCAUCAUGAAUAAUUAGUGAAGAACUAUGCCCAAAAUUCAGAAUUCAAAAGUAUCACUUCAUUACUUAUGGAAUUAUGCUCUGAUGCUAAAAUACAUUCAGACAAUGACAACGUCUAAGUGAUUGUUGAUAUCAUCAACGAUUUGAUUGAAAGCAUUUAUGAUGUAUAAAAGAGAGAAAUGUAUGCUGAAGAUUGGGCUGAGAAGUUCUUCUAAUAAGACUUAAAUCGUCUUUAAAAAGAAAAUGUUAGAUUGUCUGGUCAAAUUGCUGAUGACUAAGCUGCUGCUGAAUUUGCUUAAUAAAGAUUAGAAGAUCUCUAAUAACAAGCUCUGCUUUAAUAAAUCAUAUAUGACAACAAAGAAAUUGAAAGAAAAUCAUUUGAAGUGGCUUGCAAGGAAGACAACAAUGCAGCUGAACAAGCUAGAGUUGCUAGAAACGAAUAAAUCUAGAUUGUACUUUAGUUGUUGGAACUAUUUGAAAACAAUUUCAAUGAUAGGACUAGAGCAGCACUUAUGGAAAUAGUUGUGUGAUCAAACAAAAAUAAAACAAUCAUAAAUUCUAUAAAUUAAUUAUGAUAAA
Molecule: messenger RNA, 1129 nt
Organism: Paramecium tetraurelia
Lineage: Eukaryota; Ciliophora; Oligohymenophorea; Peniculida; Parameciidae
Exons: 4
Source: RefSeq, a predicted model, not a curated record